Pimephales promelas (fathead minnow) is the source of this 1801-nucleotide messenger RNA. RefSeq names its product lysine methyltransferase 5Aa (gene kmt5aa). The record is from RefSeq and is a predicted model, not a curated record. Gene Ontology annotation, biological process: regulation of DNA damage response, signal transduction by p53 class mediator; regulation of transcription by RNA polymerase II. Gene Ontology annotation, molecular function: histone H4K20 methyltransferase activity; protein binding; transcription regulator activity. Gene Ontology annotation, cellular component: polytene chromosome; nucleus. Lineage: Eukaryota; Metazoa; Chordata; Actinopteri; Cypriniformes; Leuciscidae.
UUUCCUCCCAUGAAUGAGAUAAAAGUGCAAACAUGGCGGCGUGAAACUGUACAAACUAGCUCGGAUGGAGGAGCAUUAAUUAAAACAGCUCGAAAGUUUCUUGUUUUUUUUUUUCUUCGUAAACACGGAGCUGUUUUUGAAUGUCCUCGUUCGUCGCAGUUUAGAAGGACAGACGUGUAACGUUAGAGGAGAAAACACUGGACCGGACCGGACCAUCGCUUCACAACAACAGGGCUGGAAGAGAAAGUGGACUGAGAUGAUGAACGGGGACGUCAUAUGCAACGGACACUCGCCAUUUCACCGUCUCCUAAAGCACAGCAGCUCCAAAUCGCCGCAUCAUGAAGCCAUCGCCGUCAAACUCAUCCAGGACGGCAAAACUUCCCGCUUAUUCUGCACGCAGAGUGAACCACAGAAGCAUGGAGAUUCCAGGAGAGUCAGUACUGUAAAUGGUGAGUUCAUGCUCCCAAAAAUGGCUGUGAAUGAAGAGCUGAAGCACUCGGUGCACAGAGUAGAGGAGCAGACGCGUCAACUGCACUGCGCCGCAUCAUACAUCCACGCCGGCAGUGACAUCACUUCCUCCAAUCAGAGGAAACGACCCCCUCGCAAACUCAAAGUAAAGAGAUCCACACCGAGAAUAGCUGAUACCAAGAUCCCUCAAUGCCGAAAGGUUACAGAUUAUUUUCCCAUCAGAAGAAGCUGCAGAAAAAGCAAAAGCGAACUGAAGUGUGAAGAGAAGAGGCACAUAGACAUGCUGAUCACAAACGGGAUUGAGAAUGGAAUGAUGGUCAGGUACAUUGAAGGAAAGGGCAGGGGAGUUUUUGCCACACAGAUGUUCCAGAAAGGGCAGUAUGUAGUGGAGUACCAUGGAGAUCUGCUCCAGAUUACCGAUGCCAAAAAAAGGGAGGCUUUAUAUGCACAAGAUCCGACCACUGGCUGCUACAUGUAUUACUUCCAGUAUCUCAGCAAAACAUAUUGCGUGGACGCUACGAAAGAGUCCGAUCGAUUGGGAAGGCUCAUCAACCACAGUAAAACCGGCAACUGUCAAACCAAACUCCAUGACAUUAAUGGAAUACCUCAUCUUAUCCUCGUGGCCUCCAGAGACAUCCAGGAAGGAGAAGAGCUGCUUUACGACUACGGCGACCGCAGUAAAGCUUCGAUCGAAGCUCACCCGUGGCUGAAGCAGUAGCGUCCCGACUCAGGACGGGAAAACUCCUUGUUUCUUAACUAGACCGUUUUUAAUGUAAUUAUUGCCUUAGUAAACAGAGAAUGUUUUGGGCUAGUAAGUGUAUGGGUAUGUUACACAGUAACAGUAACACGUUAGAUUGCGGUACAUAUUCAACGUGUCCUACUUUUAAGAUAUUUAUCCUGCUCUAUGACAUGCUAGUUUCGGCACAUUUCUUUUUGUAUAUUUUAUAUAUUGGUAGAUCGGUGCUUCCAAAGCAUGCAGUUAUAGUCCAACUUUCUGCAUUUUUAUAAAGUUUUCUUAAUCUAAUCUAAUGUAAGGUAGUUAGAGGCUUAGCAAUAAUUAUUUAUAAUGCCCAAACGUUUAUGUUUGACGCAGAAAGCCUGGGAUGCUAAAAGGAGAGGCGUUUUAAAAGGUUCAGAAAACUGGAAUGUGAAACCAAACUUUGAUAUCAUUUGAAAUGUUACCGGGUGUGUCGUCAUUAACCUGAACAAAGCUGUACCUGUUACACACAAGCCGAGCGUUGACGACCGAAAGCUCCGACGGCCCGGGGAGUGUUCAAAUCAAUCUGUGUGAGAUGGUCGAUGCAUUGUUUAAAUAAAUGAUUUUAUGCAACAA